Messenger RNA from Selaginella moellendorffii, 725 nucleotides. Its product is annotated as aquaporin AQPAe.a. The transcript has 5 exons. Bases 9 to 725 code for a protein of 238 amino acids. Lineage: Eukaryota; Viridiplantae; Streptophyta; Lycopodiopsida; Selaginellales; Selaginellaceae. Gene Ontology annotation, molecular function: water channel activity. Gene Ontology annotation, biological process: transmembrane transport. Gene Ontology annotation, cellular component: plasma membrane. The record is from RefSeq and is a predicted model, not a curated record.
UUCAGCAUAUGGUGGAGGGAGCGCUCAAGAUGGUCUCCAUGCUCAACUUCAUGAAGGUGGAGCUUGGCGAUCACAAGACACUGCGAUCCAAGGAGCAAUGGCGGGCAGCCGGUGCCGAGUUCCUUGGAACUUUACUCUUCGUCUACCUUGGCUGUGGCUCAGUCAUUGCUUCAGAAAUACAUUGCAGGAAUGCUUGGUCCGGGAAUGACCGCUGCACGGCUGGUAGCCAUAGCUUUGGGACACGGUCUUGCGAUUGCUUUUCUAGCCGGUGCCACGGGAGCUAUAUCAGGUGGUCACUUAAAUCCAGCAGUGACUUUGGCGUUCGUGGUUGCUGGCAAAGAAACACUUCUUCGAGCCGGAUUAUAUCAAUCCUGAGAUGGUCCACGCCGGGGCCUUGGGUCGGCGCUCUCGGAGCUCAUGAUCUCUCCAACGGUGUUUAUCCGGGCCAAGGAUUUAUCAUGGAGUUCAUGCUAACUUUUGUGCUUGUCUUUGUCAUUUUUGGAGUGGCUGUGGAUCGACGAGGACCUGGUGUGAUUGCUCCUUUGCCGAUUGGUUUUGCUGUUCUAGUGGAUCACCUGGUUGGAGUUCCAUUCACGGGUGCAUCAAUGAACCCCGCCAGAAGUUUUGGACCAGCUGUGGUUUCGGGUGCAUGGUCGGCUUCGUUUUGGAUUUAUUGGUUUGGACCUUGCUUUGGAGCAGCAGCUGCAUCUGCUCUAUACAAGUAA